AUGCAGCCGCCUCAGAAUUUUAAAGAAACCCAAAAGCUGGUCGGCCGAAUAACUACGCUGUCAAGAUUCAUUUCUAGAUCUGCAGACCGAGCUGCUUCUUUCUUCAAGGUGCUAAGAAAGGCCUCCAAAUUUCAAUGGGAUGAAGAAUGCACCCGAGCAUUCGAAGAACUGAAGAAGUACUUGGAGACUCUCCCUUCUCUCUUUAAGCCAGUUGUAGGAGAGCCUUUAUGGGUAUAUUUGUCGGCCACCCAUGAGGCUGUAGGGGCCGUGCUCGUAAAAGAACAUGAUAAUGUAGAACGGCUAGUGUAUUUCUUUAGCCAUUUAUUGAAAGGAGCUGAGUCCCGAUACAUGGCUCUCGAAAAGUUAGUUUAUGGACUGGUCCUUAUGGCUCAGCGGUUAAGACCCUAUUUCUUGUCGCAUCCUAUCACUGUCCUAACCAACAACACUAUGGGGAGAGCGCUAACUAAUGUAGAAGUUGUGGGUUGGCUUAUCAAAUGGGCCACAAAGUUGGGAGAAUAUGACAUACAGUACCAGUCGCGCACCGCUAUUAAGGCACAGGCCUUGGCAGAUUUCUUAACAGAAGUACAUCAAACUAGCUCUGAAGAAAUAUGGAAGAUCUAUGUGGACGGGUCUGCUAAUCAUCAUGGAAGCGGGGUGGGGGUCUUGGUAAUAUCUCCUCAAGGAGAUAUACUUCAGUUGGCGGUUCGAUUGAAUUUUCGAGCCACGAACAAUGAGGCAGAGUAUGAGGCUUUGUUGGCCGGACUGCAAGCAGCCAGACAUGUAGGGGCCGCCCGAAUAAUUGUUUAUUCAGAUUUCCAGUUAGUGACUCAGCAAGUUACCGGCAACUUUAUGAUAAACUGUGAUAAAUUGCAAAUGUAUCGGGAAGCUUAUGAGAAGAUGAAGGCAAAAUUCAUAGAGGUCACUGUAACCAAGAUACCCAGGUCGGAGAAUGAGCAGGCAGACGAGUUAGCAAAGAUGGCCAGUUCCUUAACUACUUGGGUGCUGGAUCGGUCAACGGCGCAAACCUUUCUGAUAGCCCAGAUAGAUUUGCAAAAUAAUGCAGAAGCAACUAUUGAUUGGCGGGCACCCAUGAUCAGCUAUCUCAGGCAGGGUAUCUUACCUACAGAUCCAGAAGAGUCACGGCUGAUCAGGAGGCAAGCGCAUGCUUAUGUAAUGAUUGGAGAUCAGCUCUACAAGAGGUCUUUUUCUCGACCUUUACUCAAAUGUUUGGGGGUAGAGGAAGCAGAUCAAACUUUGCGAGAAAUACACCUGGGAUGCUGUGGCAAUCAUGUAGGCAGUCGGACUUUAUCUCGCAAGGUACUCCUGGCCGGGUAUUUCAGGCCUACUUUACAGAGGGAUGCUCACAAAUUGGUGAACACAUGCUUAUCUUGCCAAAAACAUCAAAACUUGACGCAUCGACCCACGACCCUGUUGAGAACGUCUAUAGUUUCCUGUCCUUUUGAUCAAUGGGGCAUGGAUAUUGUGGUCUCAUUUCCGAUGGCGCCCGGUCAAAGGCGUUUCUUAUUGGUGGCCAUGGACUGUUUUUCUAAGUGGGUAGAAGCAGAAGUUCUGGCCCGGAUCACAGAAGAUGUUGUCAUUCAAUUCUUGUGGAAGAACAUUCUUUGCAGAUUUGGUAUUCCUCACAAGCUGGUGUCUGACAAUGGAAGGCAGUUUCAAGGACAAUGA
Zingiber officinale is the source of this 1686-nucleotide messenger RNA. RefSeq lists its product as uncharacterized. Gene Ontology annotation, molecular function: nucleic acid binding; RNA-DNA hybrid ribonuclease activity. The record is from RefSeq and is a predicted model, not a curated record. The transcript has a single exon. Gene Ontology annotation, biological process: DNA integration. NCBI's taxonomy places the organism in Eukaryota, Viridiplantae, Streptophyta, Magnoliopsida, Zingiberales, Zingiberaceae. Bases 1 to 1686 code for a protein of 561 amino acids.